Gekko japonicus is the source of this 1187-nucleotide messenger RNA. RefSeq names its product ALX homeobox 1 (gene ALX1). The record is from RefSeq and is a predicted model, not a curated record. Gene Ontology annotation, biological process: positive regulation of transcription by RNA polymerase II; negative regulation of DNA-templated transcription; embryonic skeletal system morphogenesis. Gene Ontology annotation, molecular function: DNA-binding transcription activator activity, RNA polymerase II-specific; RNA polymerase II transcription regulatory region sequence-specific DNA binding. Lineage: Eukaryota; Metazoa; Chordata; Lepidosauria; Squamata; Gekkonidae. Bases 1 to 981 code for a protein of 326 amino acids. The transcript is spliced from 4 exons.
AUGGACUUCCUGAGCGACAAGUUCGCCCUCAAGAGCCCCCCGGCGGCGGCGGGCAAAGGCGGAGAGUUCUACCUGCCCCCCGGGGGCCCCCUGGAGCACGUCAUGGAAGCGCUGGACGGCGGCGGCGGCGAGGCCUUCUACGGCAAGGGCGGCAAGUGCGUGGCGCAGGCCGCCUACAACCCGCACGGCCGCCUCGACAGGGCGUCCCCGGGCAGGGACGGCGCCGUAAACUAUGGGAUUACGAAAGUGGAAGGUCAGCCACUGCACAGCGAGCUGGGAAGGCCUUUGGAAAACUGCAGCAGCCUCCGGAUGUCUCCGGUGAAAGGGAUGCAGGAGAAAGGCGAGCUGGAUGAACUCGGAGAUAAGGGCGACAGCAAUGUCUCCAGCAGUAAGAAGAGGAGGCACCGGACCACUUUUACCAGUUUACAGCUGGAAGAAUUGGAGAAAGUGUUCCAGAAAACACAUUACCCCGAUGUUUAUGUAAGGGAGCAGCUGGCUCUGAGAACAGAACUCACGGAGGCCAGAGUUCAGGUCUGGUUCCAAAACCGAAGAGCAAAGUGGAGAAAGAGAGAGCGUUAUGGGCAAAUCCAACAAGCCAAAAGUCAUUUUGCGGCAACCUAUGACAUAUCUGUUCUACCAAGGACUGAUAGCUACCCACAGAUCCAGAAUAAUUUGUGGACAGGAAAUGCAGCUAGCAGUUCAGUGGUGACUUCCUGCAUGCUUCCACGUGACACUUCCUCUUGUAUGACCCCUUAUUCCCACUCACCUCGGACGGAUUCUGGGUACUCGGGUUUUUCCAACCAUCAGAGCCAAUUCAGCCAUGUUCCCCUCAACAAUUUUUUCACUGACUCUCUACUGUCUGGAACGACCAACGGACAUCCAUUUGAAACCAAGCCGGAAUUUGAACGCAGGUCCUCAAGUAUUGCGGUUCUACGAAUGAAAGCUAAAGAACAUACUGCCAACAUCUCCUGGGCAAUGUAAUGUAACAGAAUAGCCUUCCAUUUAAAUGUCACACCAAACCCUCACCAUUCUAAUUUCCCAUAUUUAAAGGAAUCAACAAUAAGCUGCUGUGUGAAGAAUUGCUAGUGAUCAGGAUGAUGACUGCUUAUGCAAAUCCCUAAUGUGCUAUUUAACAAUAACAUUUAAGCAUAAACAUAUACGAGGACUCAAUAGAUCCACCAUGUCCA